AUGUCAAAACUUAUUAAAGGAGUUGGAUACUUUGAUUAUAUGGCAGAUGAUCCAGCAAUUGAUAAACAAUCCUCUAGAUAUAAAUUUACCAAAUGGAGAAAUUAUCAAGCAUUACAAGAAGCAUUUUUUAUUGGGUUAUUAAAUCAAUUUGCAACAAUUACUAUCUGUAAACCUUCUAAGAAAACAACUGUAACAAUUCAAUUUAUUAAAAUACAAAGUAUUCAAUUAGAAAGACAAUAUGAUGAAAUUCCUUUUUCAUCAUUUAUUGCAGAGAGAUGUAAAAAAAGAAAAAGUAAUGAUAUAAAACUAGGUUACAGUAAAAAAGAUAUUGAAAAAAAAGGAAAAGCUGUAAAUGAUUAUCUUUGUCACGCAUUUAAAGAUAAUUCACAAAUAAAAAUAAAACUUCGAGAUGAAAAAAUCACUCACAUCUUUUGUUAA
Molecule: messenger RNA, 438 nt
Organism: Entamoeba histolytica HM-1:IMSS
Lineage: Eukaryota; Evosea; Mastigamoebida; Endamoebidae
Exons: 2
Coding region: 1-438 (145 amino acids)
Source: RefSeq, a predicted model, not a curated record